This is a messenger RNA of Macrosteles quadrilineatus (aster leafhopper), 617 nucleotides long. RefSeq lists its product as uncharacterized. The coding region runs from base 34 to 594 and encodes 186 amino acids. The transcript is spliced from 4 exons. NCBI's taxonomy places the organism in Eukaryota, Metazoa, Arthropoda, Insecta, Hemiptera, Cicadellidae. The record is from RefSeq and is a predicted model, not a curated record.
AUUAGUAUGGCUUCACAGUAGAUAUCAUACAACAUGAAUGUCUGUUAUGCUUUCAUCUUCGUUUCUUUUAUGCUAUUCUGUUCAUAUCUUCCUGUGGUAGAAACAGGAGGAAUUCUGGAGUUGUUGGGUGGUUGGAGUGGUCUCAAAUUGCAUGAGUUAGGAAUUGCCAAGCACAAGGAGCAUGAUGGAGCAAACCAAGUGUUCGUCGGAGCCGCUUUUGCCGUGGUGAUCGAGCAAAAGAGCAAGGAUAUUGGCCAGUGUAAGGAAAAAAUAACUAUUACAUCAACGGCUAAGAGACAAGAAAAGAAACUAUCCACUAAAUGUGCACCUUACGGGAAGAUUAGAAAAGUAAAAAAAGGAAAUGAUGAUGCAGUGGUCGUGGGGACUCUUGACAGCGGAUUUUGUGCUUUCCUACCAAAUGGGGUCAAGGGGGAAGAAUUUUACUACCUUAUGGAUGGGAAAUGGAAACAAGGAAUAUUUGGUGUAGCCAGCUCCGACGACAAAGACCUAACAGAGACUGAGAUCAAUGAAGCAGGACUAGUUGAGAAAAUUGAGAGUGUUCUCAAACAUAAAACAGAAAUCAAAUUAAAUUAAAGUGUUCCAAGCUUCCAGGAAAA